Molecule: messenger RNA, 2538 nt
Organism: Cheilinus undulatus (humphead wrasse)
Lineage: Eukaryota; Metazoa; Chordata; Actinopteri; Labriformes; Labridae
Product: cone cGMP-specific 3',5'-cyclic phosphodiesterase subunit alpha'-like
Exons: 22
Coding region: 1-2538 (845 amino acids)
Biological process (GO): signal transduction; visual perception
Molecular function (GO): protein binding; 3',5'-cyclic-nucleotide phosphodiesterase activity
Source: RefSeq, a predicted model, not a curated record
AUGGCAGACAAGGACAGCGUGGAGAAGUUCCUCGACAACAACCCACAGUUUGCUAAGGAGUACUAUGAGAAGAAAGUGAAAGCAGAUGUUAUCACUGCUGCCUUCAACAACCAGGUCCAAGUCAAAGACCAGGCCUCUUACAAGGAUGUCUCCACCAUCCAGGAGGCUGAGUUCAUAUUCGAGCUCGUGAAAGAGAUGCAGGGCACCAACCCGAUGGAAAAAGCCUUGCACAAAAUUCUCCAGAGGAUUGCUCUGCUCAUCCAGGCUGAUCGAGUCAGCUUCUUCAACUACAGGGCUCGAAAUGGAACGCCUGAGCUUAACACCGUCCUCUUCGAUGUGACGCACAAUUCAUCAUAUGAGAAAAAUAUAGUGAACCCAAAUUCAGAGAUUGUUUUUCCCACUGACAUGGGGAUUGUCGGUUGGACGGCACACUCUAAGAAGCCGCAGAAUAUCGCUGAUGUGAAGAAGGACUCUCAUUUCAGCGACUUUGUGGAUAAGCAGACCAAAUACACCACCAAAUGCAUGCUCACUUCUCCCAUUAUGAAUGGAAAGGAACCCAUCGGUGUGAUCAUGGCACUCAACAAACAAGGUGCAAAUGAAUUUUCAAAGAGUGACCAGGAGCUUUUCAAUAAAUAUGUGAACUUCGCCUCUGUGGUCAUUCUCCAAUCAUUUGCUGCUUACAUGUGGGAUGUGGAGUCAAGGAGAAGCCAGGUGUUGCUGUGGUCAGCCAGCAAAGUUUUUGAAGAGUUGACUGACAUUGAAAGGCAGUUUCACAAAGCUUUAUAUACAGUGAGAACUUACAUCAAGUGUGAGAGAUACUCUGUAGGACUCCUCGACAUGACAAAAGAUAAGGAAUUCUUUGAUGAAUGGGCAAUCAAACUAGGCGAACAGGAGCCAUACAAAGGCCCCAAGACACCUGAUGGCAGAGAAAUCAACUUCUACAAGAUUAUUGACUACUUGCUGGAGACAGAAAAAGAGGAGAUUAAAGUUAUCCCCGGACCUCCAGCUGAUCACUGGGCUCUGGUCAGUGGACUCCCAGCAUAUGUGGCUGAAAACGGAUUUAUUUGCAACAUGAUGAACGCUCCAGGAGAUGAGUACUUCCAAUUCCAGAAAGAAGCAGUGGAUGAGACUGGAUGGAUGAUUAAGAAUGUCCUUGCACUCCCUAUCGUCAACAAAAAGGAAGAAAUUGUUGGUGUUGCUACUUUCUUCAACAGAAAAGAUGGCAAACCAUUCGAUGAAAAUGAUGAACAAAUUACAGAGGCUCUGACCCAGUUCCUCGGUUGGUCCACCCUGAACAGCGACACGUAUGACAAACUCAACAGGACUGAGUGGAAAAAAGACGUCUCCCAGGAAAUGCUCAUGUACCAGACAAAGGCCACACUGCCUGACGUGCAGACCAUCCUGAAUACUGAAGAAAAGUUAGGCUCUGUACCGGAAGACUGUGACCAGAAGGAGAUGUACAAACUGCUGAGAGGUAACAUCCCUGAGUCCAAGAACGUGGAGCUGCACGAAUUCCGCUUCAGUGACUUCCCCUUGUCUGAGUUUGAGCUCAUCAAGUGUGGCAUUCGCUGCUUCUUUGAGCUAGGGGUGGUGGAGAAGUUUAAAGUCCCUGCUGAGAUCCUGACACGAUGGAUGUACACAGUUCGCAGAGGAUACCGUGACAUCACUUACCAUAACUGGAGGCACGGCUUCAAUGUUGGACAAACGAUGUUCACUUUGCUGCUUACUGGUAAACUGAAGAAGUAUUACUCUGAUCUUGAGGCCUUUGCUAUGGUGGCUGCUGGAUUCUGCCAUGAUAUUGACCACAGAGGAACCAAUAAUCUCUACCAGACAAAGAGCGCUUCCCCACUGGCAAGACUGCACAGCACCUCAGUUAUGGAGCGUCACCAUCUUGAGUACAGUAAAACACUGAUGGAGGAUCCGGACCUAAAUAUCUUCCAAAACCUUCAGAAGCGUCAGUUUGAGACAGUGCAACAUUUGUUUGAAGUUUGCAUUAUUGCCACUGAUCUCGCCCUCUACUUCAAGAAGAGAACAAUGUUCCAAAAAAUUGUGGACAGUGUUGAGGGGAUCCCAGAUGAGAAAGAGAGGAUCAACUACAUCUCCAACAAUCCAACCAGGAAAGAAAUUAUCAUGGCAAUGAUGAUGACAGCUUGUGACCUGUCAGCUAUUACCAAACCAUGGGAGGUUCAGAGCAAAGUUGCUCUGAUGGUGGCUGCUGAGUUUUGGGAGCAGGGAGACCUGGAGAGGACAGUCCUUGAGCAGCAGCCCAUUCCAAUGAUGGACAGAAAUCAUGCUGACGAGCUUCCAAAGAUGCAGUGUGGUUUCAUUGACUUUGUCUGCUCCUUUGUGUACAAGGAGUUUGCCCGCUUCCACACAGAGAUUGACCCCAUGUUCAAGGGGUUGACCAUCAACAGAGGAGAAUGGAAAGCUCUCGCAGACGUACAUGAGGCCAAGAUUAAGGCUAUUGAAGAUGAGAAGAAAAGGCUGGAAGGUGGAGAUGAGCAAGAGGGGAAAUCAAAGACGUGUGUUGUCUGCUAG